GAUGGCUGAUGCAGCUUAAAUCUAUGGUCAAAAAAAGUAUUUAUAUAGACAGGAUGGAUUAUUUAUUCGAUUCAAUGAUAAUGAUAAAGAAUUGAUUAUAAGAUCUUUAAAUGGAUCAAUUGAUGUAUAAUUGAGGUAAAAGUUUUAAGAUUUCAACCCAUAAUAAUCAGAUUGUUUAGAAUUUAAUGCAAUUUAUGGAAUUGUAACAUUGAAAUAGUUGAAUUAUUUAGUUGUUGUUGUAAAAGCUGCUUUCAUUAGUUCAAUAAUGAAUUUACCAAUAUUUUAAGCUGAGAAGUUCUAAUUUAUUCCUAUCGAAGAUAAAAAGUAAUAUGAAAUUAAUAAAAUCAAGAAUAAGUUCUAGAGAUGCCUAAUACAUUGCAGGUCUUCAGGAGAUAUUUAACACGAAAACCUUUUAUUAUUCUGAAUAAUAUGAUCUAACAAACUCGUUGUAGAGAUAUGUAGAAAAUAAAGGAAUUCGUAAGCCAUUAUCUUAGUAUUGGAUGAAUAGUGAAAAUUGCAAACCUUUUCGUUUAUGUAAUCCAGAAUAAUGGAUACCAAUUUUUAUUUCAGGUCUUAUUGCUAUUAGAUAUUUCAAAUUAAAUGAUAUAGAUUGUUAAAUAUGUUUAAUUAGUAGAAGAGAUAAAAGAAGAAUGGGUAGAAGAUUCAUUAGUAGAGGAGCUGAUUUAGAUGGGAAUUGUAGUAAUUUUGCAGAGACAGAAUAAAUAUUUAGAUAUUAAUCAAACUAUUUUUCAUUUUUAUAAUCUAGAGGUUCCAUGCCUUUUAAAUGGAUAUAGAAGCCAGAUUUAAAAUGGGCACCAAAAGCUAAGAUUUUAGGAGAUAUUACUACUAAUACUGAAAUAGCAUAAAAACAUUUUUCUGAUUAAUUUUAAUUAGGUAUUCAAAGAUAUAUUCUUGUUAAUUUAAUUGAUAAAAAAGGAACAUAAAAUGUAUUAGGGAAUUAUUAUAAUGAUGUGAUUAAUAGAUUAAAAAAUGACAAUUUAAAAUAUAUAUGGUUUGAUUUUCAUCAUGAAUGUAGAGGAAUGAAAUAUUAGAAUUUAUCAAAAUUAAUAAAUAUGAUGGCUUCAGAUUUAAAACUUGAAGAUUAAUGUAGUUUUGAUCUUAAAUCAGGAACUUCAUAAUUAAAUAUAAUCAAUGUGAUGACUACUUAGAAAUCCAUUAUAAGAACAAAUUGUGUUGAUUGUUUGGAUAGAACUAAUGUAGUUCAAUCUGUAAUUGCUAGACAUUAACUUUGGAAUACUUUAUAAAAAUUAGGAAUACGAAGAAACACUGUAAAUUAUUCAAUAAUAUUUAAUAGAACUAAGCAAUGGAACCAUUUCCUGAUAAAUUAGAAUAGAUAUUUAGAGACAUUUGGACAUUGAAUGCAGAUACUAUUUCAUUAUUAUAUACUGGAACAGGAGCUUUGAAAACAGAUUCAACAAAAAAAGGAAAAAGAACAGUUUUAGGUGCAAUAGAAGAUGGUAGAAGAUCUAUAAUUAGAUAUUUCAUUGGAAAUUUUCAUGAUGGAGGAUAUUAAAAUAAUAUAGAUCUUUUAACAAAUAAGAUAGAUUUGAAGAGACAUGAAUAUAAUAACAAAUUUUUUACAGGAUGGCAUUGUUUGUUAUUGAUUGUAAUUAUAUAUAUAUAUAUAAAACAUAGUUUGCCUCUGUUCAUUUAGGAUUAUGGAAACUUAGUGGAUUUGCAUUAUAACAUCCAAAGGUGAAUUAAAUAUUAGGAAUUUAAAAAAAACAAGAAAAUAAUGAUUAACUUAAGAUAACAAUUGCUCAUUUUGCUUUAGUAGCUACAGGAAUGUUUAUUAUCAGAACACUUAUAUUAAGUAAAUAUAAACUGUUUGUCAGAGAAGCCAAGAUAAACCAUUGAUU
Paramecium pentaurelia is the source of this 1880-nucleotide messenger RNA. The record is from the annotation of a GenBank genome assembly. Lineage: Eukaryota; Ciliophora; Oligohymenophorea; Peniculida; Parameciidae.